UAUUAAUAAUCCUUCUAUUGCAUCGAAAAUUCAAGAAAAUUUGAAAAUCCCUCCUUUGCAUGCAUUAAUAUAUGCAUUGUCUAAGUACUUUCCAAGUCAGAAAGAUCACGUAAAAUCAAGAAGCACUUUGAAUGAUCGGUAACUUCUUCUUCUAAUACUGUGUUUGUAUGCAUCUUCCUCUACUCCUUUUUCAUGUGACCUUCUUUGUCACACAUGGACACCCCUCUCUAUAUAACUACACACUCUUGCCUGUGAUUUGCUUCAAUAUACCUAUACUACGUCUCUUCUUUAUCCAUUUAUAUAUAAUACCCUUUUCGUUAUACUUCUAUUCUACUUCUUCACCAUAUUUUUCCAAUUCAUAUAUAAUACUCCAAAGCCAUAACAAAGCCAUGAAAGGUUCUGUUUUUGUUGCUCUAUUAGUCAUUGCUCUUCUUCUUCUUCUUCCUGCCGUCAUAUCUGGAAGGCACAUUGGCAGACAGCGGACUCGUCAUGGGCAUCACCGUUCUGCACAGGCUAGGACAAGAGACGGAGUAACUGUAGCGAAUCCAAAUUUUUACAGGGAAAUAAGGGCGACAAAGAGAAGGGGACCAGAUACAGUUGAAAUAGCAGGAUCGAGCUUGCCUGAUUGUUCUCAUGCAUGUGGGUCAUGCUCGCCAUGUAGACUGGUUAUGGUCAGCUUUGUUUGUGCAUCACUUGAAGAGGCUGAGACUUGUCCUAUGGCUUAUAAAUGCAUGUGCAGAAACAAGUCUUAUCCUGUACCAUGAACUUCAAUUUUUCUUUUUUUUUUUUAUUAGGUUUAGCUUAUUUUAACUAACUAGGACUAAUUAUCAGGAGAGUUCAUGCUUUUCUUUUCUUUUUUCUUUGCCAACUUUACAUUGUAUUCUAGGCUUGCCUUUCCUUGUGUAAUCAGAGAGUUUUCUUCAUCAUUUUGAUCAUCAUCAACAGUUUAAGAAAAGUUAAAGUUC
Jatropha curcas is the source of this 965-nucleotide messenger RNA. RefSeq lists its product as uncharacterized. Gene Ontology annotation, biological process: guard cell differentiation; stomatal complex development. The record is from RefSeq and is a predicted model, not a curated record. NCBI's taxonomy places the organism in Eukaryota, Viridiplantae, Streptophyta, Magnoliopsida, Malpighiales, Euphorbiaceae.